ACCCUGAGGGCGGAGAGAAAAGAUCGCUGCCGGGGUAGAGAUCCGCGGCGAGCUCCGAGAAGUGCGCGUGCGCACUGACCCCGGCGGGGCCCUAGCAACCAGAGCAGUGACAGUAGCAACCGCCGGAAUGGCAAAAGCAACAACAAUCAAAGAAGCCCUCACCAGAUGGGAAGAAAAAACCAGUCAGAAGCCAUCCGAAGCCAGAGAGAUAAAGCUAUAUGCUCAGAUUCCCCCUAUAGAGAAGAUGGAUGCAUCCUUGUCCACACUUUCUAAUUGCGAGAAGCUUUCACUGUCUACAAACUGCAUUGAAAAAAUUGCAAACCUGAAUGGCUUAAAAAACUUGAGGAUAUUGUCUUUAGGAAGAAAUAACAUAAAGAACUUAAAUGGACUGGAAGCAGUAGGGGAUACGUUAGAAGAACUGUGGAUUUCCUAUAAUUUUAUUGAGAAGUUGAAAGGGAUCCAUGUAAUGAAGAAAUUGAAGAUUCUCUAUAUGUCUAAUAACCUGGUAAAAGACUGGGCUGAGUUUGUGAAGCUGGCAGAACUGCCCUGCCUAGAAGACCUGGUGUUUGUAGGCAAUCCCUUGGAAGAGAAACAUUCUGCUGAGGGGAACUGGAUUGAAGAGGCAACCAAGAGAGUGCCCAAACUGAAAAAGCUAGAUGGUACCCCAGUAAUUAAAGAAGAUGAGGAAGAAGAUAACUAAUACUACUUUUUCCACUUUGUGUUAACUUAUUUAAAUGUCAUAAGAACAAUAGAUAAGUUUUAUAUAGUGGUCUAUUUUAAAGAUUCUGUGUGGGGCAAAUGAUUCUUAAGAUAAAACCAAUCUCUCAUUACUACCUUUUUUUCUCUUAACCUAUUCAGUGUUUCUCCCCCAAAACGGUUACACCAACUUUAUAUAUUCUAGUUCUUUUUUUUUUUUUUAAAUUGUCUUUUUAGGGCUGCACCUGCAGCAUAUGGAGGUUCCCAGGCUAGGGGUCAAAUCGGAGCUGUAGCCACUGGCCUAUGCCAGGGUCACAGCAACAUGGGAUCCGAGCCGUGUUUGCGACCUGCACCUCAGCUCAUGGCAACACCAGAUCCUUAACCCACUGAGUGAGGCCAGGGAUCAAACCCACGUCCUCAUGGAUGCUACUUGGGUUCAUUAACCACUGAGCCAUGUGGGAACUCCUAGUUCUCUUUUUAGAAACUACAAAUUUUCACUUUUUGUCUUCAGUCUCCAUUCCGUACUGCUGUGGCCCCAUCUACUGAAACCUUUAUAGACCAGUCAUUUUUAACAACAAAGGAACAAAUGUGGUUCUUUAUUCUUUGCUUAGGUUUUUUUUUUUUAGGUCAGGCAUUUAAAAAUAUAUACUUAACUUUUAAGUCUGUAGACUCUUUCCUAAAGGUCCAUCUCUUUAUAACACUGAAGCACAAAUGUGUCAUACCUUUGGUUUGGUAAGAGUUCCUCUUAGAAAUAUAGCAGCAGCCCUAGAAUCAAGACUCCAAAGUCCAAUGGAAAAGCUAUAGUGAAAAAUGGAAAAAUGAGUAUCUUGGAGGCCUUAUAGCCUAUGUUAUAUUUAAUUAUGUGUUGUUCCAAAAGUAUGUGCAUUGUCAACUGGAAUUUAGCUGGUGUUUACCUGCAUGGCCACUCAAGUCCUGUGCACAGUCAUCCGGUCAUUCUGUGACCCAGGUCAGUGGUUAAAAUGACUGUCAUGAUCACUCCUUUAACUAAUACUUUGGCCUUAUUACACAUGUGGACCUGAUUUUAGGCACACUUUUUGGUUUAUAGUUCCUUAUAUGUUAUAUAAAGAAAUAUAUAUAAGCAGUAGUUAUAUUUGGAUUCCUAGCUGAAAUAUUGGCCAUUCAUAGUUUUAAAAAUUUGCCCUAAUAACUUGGGUCUGUUGGGUCCCUCAUGUGGGAGAAGUGAUUGUUAUAGGGGUGUAGCACUUAAAGACUGGAUUUGGUAUCUUUCAAUAAGUGAAAUUUAAUAUUAUAUUUUUAGAGAAAUUCUAAGUUAAAAUAGCUCUUUAAAUGCAUUAUAUAAAUGGUUUUAGAGGGAAAAGGAAUGUUUCAUUAUGGAAUCCUAGGCAAACGGCAGUAUUUUGAGGAUUGCCUCUCUGUAAAGCAUUGCAGGUGAUUUAACCUCAAAAUUGCAGAGCGAUAGUUGGAUGCCAAGCUUAGAAUUUAUAAGAAAAAAAUGGUUUUUGGAAAAUGUGAGAUAUGGUAGUCGGGAACUGGAUGUGUAGUCCAUAGCAGGCCAUGGCCAAAUCAGUGAUAGACUGCAAAAGUCAGAGGCCCUCUGCCAAAGUGUGCCUAAUGUCCCUCAACCAGAGACUGCUGAUUCUUAUUUUCCCAUUUCCUUGUAUAAAUCAGUCUAGAGGGGAGAGUUGUUCUUUAAAGGUGUUUGAAUAAGUAGUCCUGGCUUUCAGAUGUUUUCAGCUAUCAUUUAAGUAGAAAUUAUGUGAUUUUUCUCCGAGUUACUCUGAUCAAAAGGGACCACCGCUUUGACAAUCAGUGAUAAAUAAAAGUCUAACAGUUUUUUAGCUUUUAGCUCUUCCUUAUCAUCUGAUAGGAAGAAAUCUUUACUGUCUUAUACAUUCAAAGCCUUUGGGUAUUUCUUUUGUGAACCAUAGGCAAUGAGAAGUUCCCUUGGUGAUGUUUAAGUCCCUUGUUUUAACCAAGAGGGAAGAUGAUCUUCUUUUAUUGUCCUUUGCACUUCAUCUAGUAGGUAAGCUUGAAGCCAUAUUGCUAUGUAUGGAUGUACUUUCUAGAAGUUACUCUGGAAGUGAAUAUAAUAGUGAAUGACUUCAUACUGAAUUUAUUUAUAAAAUGGCUUACAGUAUUGGUGUUUGGUUUUUCUGAAUUCUGUAUAUAGAAACUAAUUUUCUGUUUCUACUUGUUUCUUAAUGUCUUUUAGUCACUGGUAGUUCUCAGAGAAGUGUAAGGUGCUUUUCUGUGUCCAUUUCCCACAAAAUUUAUAACUCCGUUCUAUUCAACAAAUAUUUGAAUGACUUCUGUAUAUCCUUUUCUUGGAACUAAAGUCAAAAUCCACUGACUAGAAAAUGGAAGAUGAGGUAGAUGAAAAAGUUCAGAAUGUUCUCUUGAAUCAUUCUUUAAAUUGUCCUUUAUUGCUGCAAAUUUAGCUGAUAUUAAAUGCCUUUGGUUUAUGCUUCUCGGAUUAGCUAUUUGACCUGCUUGGAAUGGGUUCUCUCUGUGCUCCCUUUUUAAAGCAUUAUGCCAUUCUAGUGGAUCAUUCCGUUUCUUCUACUCUUGUAAUAAUGGAGUCAGUACAUUAUUUUUAUAGGAAAUGUUAUUUUAGCCUACCAAGGAAUUCAACUUUCCCGUGUUCCUUAACUCUAAGCUUAUGGCUGUUAUUACCUAGUCAGGGCUUGAAAGGCUUUUAUGUUCUCUGUUAAUAGGAGUUUGUUCCUUUAAACCAGAGUUUCUCAGCCUUGGCAUUAUUAAUAUUCUCAGCUGGAUAAUGUAGUGGGGGGCUGUCCUGUGUCAUAUAGGAUGUGUAGCAGCACCUCUAGGUUUUACACACUAGAUGCCAGUAGAACCCGCUCCCAAGUCGUGACAACCAGGAGUAUUUUCAGAUAUUGCCAUAUCUCCUCUGGGGCAGAAGGGUAGGAACAAAUUCGCUCCUGGUUAAUACCAGUGCUUUAUAGCGACAUUCCUUUUGUCCAGGGUCCAUUUAUUUUCACUCUGCAGCCGUGUGCUACCUGAGUUGUUAUUUAAGAGAAGAUGGAGUAUUUAAUAAUCAUGGAUGGAAAGAAAUGGUCACAAGUGUUUCCUUUUGUAGUGCUUAUUUUAAUAAUUUUCACAUAACAUUAGAAACUCAGGGCUGGAAGGUUCAAUUUAUGUUUUUCAGCAGUAUCUCAGCUUUGAUUGUUUAGCAUUCUUGCUUAUCUGAGGACAGUAAUUAUUAACCUACCUCUUUCUUACUAUCAACAGAGUCCAACUUUGAUAGAUGUUGCUUUGUCUCUAACAUUUUGAGUGUACUUUAGAAAAUGGAUCAUCAUUCUUUUAAAUGUCUAUUUAAUGUACUCAUUCCUUAUCCAAUAAUGCACAAAGUUUGCAGACUGUAGCAUCACAAAAUACAGAAAAAUAUUGUGUAAAAUUUGGUAAUCAUAUAUGAAAGUAGCUGCUGUAGACACUGACUUUGAAUGUGAUCAGAAGAAUGUCUGGUCAUGGUAACUAGGCAGUAACUUUGGUAUGGGUACUGGACCUGUUCUACAAAUAGAGGUGGUGUAAGGCAGAAAUGUGGUACCUGUGUAGAAAGAGGAAUUUUGACUUGAAUAAAUGCUUCUUCUGAUACCUCUUACCAGUGGUCUGAAGUAGAAUAAGGAAGAGUAAGAAAUAAAUCAACUGUUGACUUACUCUCAGAGUUGGUGAUGUGUAAGUAGAGUUGAAGGUGGUAAUUUAUAUGACCCAGGACUUCCACCUGGAUUUUUCUUAGGACUAAAAGGAAAAAGUAUAGGGCCUUGAAAGGCUGGAAUUAACCAUUACCUUAAAAAAACUGAGAAGUGUCAGAAUAUCAAUCAUGAGUCGUUAGUCUAACUGCAGUCUGUCAGUUCACCAGGACCUUAACAUUUAUAAGUACUGGUAAAGGGAGAAAACUAACUGCUAAACUGAAAGUUAUUCUUUACCAGAAAUUAGUUCCUUGACACACAUUUUAUUUGGGCUGCUUAAUGUGUCUGUAAAGAAUUAAAUAUGAAACAAGAUUCAGUGUAGCAGAGUUGGAACUUCUCAUACAGCUAACUUGACCAUGUUCCUUUAUCUUCACUUGAGCAUGAAAUUUUUUAAACUAUAAAAUAAGUGCAAUAAAAAAAUUAAGGGUAUGCUUUUUAAAAAAAAUCACUGAACUUUUAGAAAUCCCACAUCUAUAUCUCUAUGCUUGCCUUUUUAUAAAGUUAUUGCAAAGUUUACCAGUUACUGCAAAGAAAGAAAACUGAAAGGAAAAAACUAGACGGAAUCUUACCUUUUUCAGACCUAAGAGAAAUUUUCACUAGACACUUGGAGAAGUCAUACGAGAAUUCUAAUUACUUUCCCAUAUUGGGCAGGUUACAGGGGAACUAGCCAACCAAAUGAUGACCUAGCAAAUUUAACAAGGGGGUGGGGGAGAGUAAACUAUUUUUCAGUAGAUUUGCACUUUAAAAUGAACUGGAUGUUGGUGGAAAGUACUCUCAAAGGGCAGAUGGUGAAAUACCUAGCCUGCCUGUGGAUAUUGGCCAAUCAAACCUCAUCUUUGCUCGUUCUAAGCCCACCUGAGCAGUAGUUGUCUCUUGACAUAAUCAGAGUCACGAUUUCCAUGUUUCCGUCCGUGGUGCCGUCUUCCAUGUCUGCCACAUCACGUCAUCCCCUCUAGCAGAUGUGUCAGGUAGAAUUCUCCUACUCAGAAUAGAAACUUUGUGAGUUAUCUUUCCUACAUCUAGAUUUUAAAAAAUUAAUGUAGAUGUUGGCUAGUUUGGCUAAUGUUACAAGAGUGGGAAGUUCUUUGCCUCUGAUCAGCAGGGUUCCUGCCUCUGAGGUGCUAUUGCCUAGAGGGAUCAAUCCUGUCGAAAGACUGGUGAGUUGGUAGCUGUAGAGAAUAUACACAUAGCCGGCUAUGUCUCCCAGGCUGUCAGUCAUGAUCAUGAGCAUCAUUCCAGAAUGUCUGGCUUCCAGCACCAACUCCAUUCUGAAGAACAUUUUAACAUCUAUUAAUACUUUGGUAAUAAUCUUUUAUAUGCAGGAUUUUUGUAGCAUGACUUUAUGACUAAACUUAUUGUGUUAACUUAUUUAGAAAUGUUGAGUUUCUGAGUGUUAUUUUGUCAGAUUUGUUUUAAAAUAGUAAUAAACUGUGUUAUUUUAUAAAAAAUAA
This is a messenger RNA of Sus scrofa (pig), 5836 nucleotides long. It is a transcript of the gene DNAL1, whose product is annotated as dynein axonemal light chain 1. Gene Ontology annotation, molecular function: alpha-tubulin binding; dynein heavy chain binding. The record is from RefSeq and is a predicted model, not a curated record. NCBI's taxonomy places the organism in Eukaryota, Metazoa, Chordata, Mammalia, Artiodactyla, Suidae. Gene Ontology annotation, biological process: outer dynein arm assembly. Gene Ontology annotation, cellular component: cytoplasm.